Vicia faba (fava bean) is the source of this 315-nucleotide messenger RNA. NCBI's taxonomy places the organism in Eukaryota, Viridiplantae, Streptophyta, Magnoliopsida, Fabales, Fabaceae. The record is from the annotation of a GenBank genome assembly.
AUGUGCCAUGGAGGUGACUUCACCGCCGGAAACGGCACUGGAGGAGAAUCGAUCUACGGUUCCAAGUUCGCUGACGAGAACUUCAUCAAGAAGCACACCGGUCCAGGAAUCUUAUCCAUGGCGAACGAUGGACCCGGAACCAAUAGAUCUCAGUUCUUCAUCUGCACUGCCAAGACUGACUGGCUCGACGGGAAACACGUCGUGUUCGGUCAGGUUGUCGAUGGAUUGAACGUUGUGAGGGAUAUUGAGAAGGUUGGAUCUGGCUCUGGCAAGACCUCUAAGCCUGUUGUGAUCGCCGAUUGUGGACAACUGUAG